Pistacia vera is the source of this 1116-nucleotide messenger RNA. Its product is annotated as protein FEZ-like. The record is from RefSeq and is a predicted model, not a curated record. Gene Ontology annotation, biological process: regulation of DNA-templated transcription. Bases 167 to 739 code for a protein of 190 amino acids. The transcript is spliced from 3 exons. Gene Ontology annotation, molecular function: DNA binding. Lineage: Eukaryota; Viridiplantae; Streptophyta; Magnoliopsida; Sapindales; Anacardiaceae.
UCUCUCGCUGUUAUAACCACAUUCAACAGUACCCAUUUUGUUUUUUGUAAAGAUAGUAAGCUCAGCUUGUCGUCAAUCAGAUUCCUCCCAUCAAACCAGUGCCAGAGAUUAGCUUGCUUUAAUCUUUCACUCUUUCUCACUACUUCUGCUGAAUCACCUCAGAUACAUGGCCCUUCUUGUAGGAUUCAUGUACCAUCUGCUGCAUAUAGAGAUCAUCCGUCUCCUCAAGAAGAAGCGGCUUGACCCUCACUUUUCUGUACCCGAGAUUAAUGAGCUUAAUAUCUACAAGCUCGAUCCCUCUGAAUUACCAGGGCUUUCAGAAAUUAAGUCCGAUGAACAAGUGUGGAGCUUUUUCUGUGAACCAGAUUACAAGUACGCAAACAGUAAACGUGCCAACCGAAAAACUGGUAGUGGAAACUGGAAAAUAACCGGUAAACCCCUUAAAGUCAAGGAUAAAACUGGGAAAGUGAUCGGUAGCAAAAAGAAUUUGGUUUACCAUAAACGUGUUGCUUCGAAGAUGGUCAAGACUGACUGGCUCAUGUACGAGUUCUCUGUUAAGGACAGCUCACGUUAUAAGGUGUAUUGGUUUCUUUUUCUCAUUUCUCAUUUUUGGAGUUUACUGAACUACUGUUUAUGGGUUUUCUUAAUUUAUGCUUUAGUGAUGAAUUUAUCUAUUGAACAUAAAUCUUCUUCUGCUAGUUUUCAUCUGUAUAUACUCUGUUUUUGUAUUAAUGGUUGAAGAUUGAAAAGAUGGAUGAGCGAGAUAGAAACUAGAUUUCGGUUUUGAUGAAAUUUACUGCGGUUAGCUUGAAAAUAUUUUAUACUAAGCAUUCUAGACGAUCCAACACAUUUUAUUUUUCUUUUUUUGGUUUUGCAGAAGGAUUUUGUUUUCUGCGACAUUAAAAAAAAUCCGGAUGCCAAGUCUAAUAUUUCAACUUCCGAUGAUGAUCAACAUCAACCAAGUCAGAGUUUGGCUUCUGAUGCUGAAACCUAUGCUACAGAAAAAGCUUCUACAGAGGUAGUAGAAUCUCAGCAACCUUCGACUCACGGUUUGAGAAAUAACUCUUUGGAAGUGAGAAAAUUCAUCUUAUUUAUGGGCAGUUUUCAUUACCAAUA